CAGUAUUUAUGGGCAGCAGCAGCAGCAGCAGCAGCUCCUCUACUCUGCAGCUGGGAGGCAGGAGGAGAUCUUUCUCCUUCUCUGAGCUUUACUCCGGCAGGAGGAUUUUCUACAGCAGAGCCGCAGCUGGAUCCUCCCAGCAUAACCGAUCUGGUCUGAGGUGAAGCAGAGCAGACCCGGCUCUCCCUGCCAAGGACACAGAAUCACAUCUGCAUUUUUCUGCCUCCGCCAUGCAGCUCUCUGCUCACGUCCUCUUCCUGUCAGGCCUGCUUUUCUCUCUAAUCCAUCACUGCUUCUCCCAAAACAACGGAGACGUUGUUAUUACGCAUAACGGCGCCGUUCGAGGCGCGCAGUUUCCGGUGCCGGACGGGAGCUACAUCACCGCCUUCCUCGGCAUCCCCUUCGCCGAGCCGCCUCUGGGCAAGCGGCGCUUCCGGCCCCCUGAGCCCAAGCGCAGAUGGACGGGGGUCCUGGAGGCUAACGCCUACCCCAACGCCUGCUUCCAGUAUGUGGACACCACGUAUCCCGGUUUCCACGGCACCGAGAUGUGGAAUCCUAACAGAGACAUGAGCGAGGACUGCCUGUACCUAAACGUCUGGGUGCCUUCCUCACCCAGACCCCACAACCUCUCAGUGAUGGUGUGGAUCUACGGUGGAGGGUUCUACAGUGGCUCCUCUUCACUGGAUGUGUACGACGGUCGUUACCUCGCCCACACUGAGACGGUCAUCGUGGUCUCCAUGAACUACCGCAUCGGGGCCUUCGGUUUCCUGGCCCUUCACGGCUCCUCAGAGGCUCCUGGAAACGUCGGCCUGCUUGACCAGAGGCUGGCGCUUCAGUGGGUGCAAGAAAACAUCCAUUUUUUUGGUGGAAACCCCAAACAGGUGACCAUUUUCGGUGAGAGCGCCGGUGGUGCUUCGGUCGGAUUCCACCUGUUGUCUCCAGACAGCAGACCUUUUUUCACAAGGGCCAUCCUUCAAAGCGGAGUCCCCAACUGUCCCUGGGCGUCCGUCAGCCCGGCGGAGGCCAGGAGACGCGCCACGGUUCUGGCAAAGCUUGUUGGCUGCAAUGGAGGCAAUGACACCGAGCUGGUGGACUGUCUGCGUAAUAAAACUCCUCAGGAGCUGAUCGACCAAGAAUGGCUGGUUCUGCCAUGGUCAGCCCUUUUCCGGUUCUCAUUCGUACCAGUGGUGGACGGGGAAGUUCUGCCCGACACUCCGGAAGCCAUGCUGAACUCCGGCAAUUUUAAAGACACCCAGAUUCUGCUGGGUGUCAAUCAAGACGAGGGCUCCUACUUCCUGCUGUAUGGAGCGCCGGGAUUCAGCAAGGACAACGAGAGCCUCAUUUCCAAAGAGGACUUCCUCGAAGGAGUGAGACUGAGCGUUCCACAUGCUAACGACAUCGGCCUGGAGGCUGUGGUGCUGCAAUACACCGACUGGAUGGACGAGAACAACGGCGUGAAGAACCGAGACGCCAUGGACGACAUCGUGGGCGAUCAUAACGUCAUUUGCCCGCUGGCCCAUUUCGCUCGUUCAUAUGCGCAACAGCACACGCUAAAGACCAACGCGGGCGUGAUGAACGGCCCUGGGAACUCGCAGGGAGGGGUGUACCUCUACCUGUUCGAUCACAGGGCCUCCAACAUAGCCUGGCCGGAGUGGAUGGGCGUGAUCCACGGCUACGAGAUCGAGUUCGUCUUUGGGUUGCCCCUGGAGAAGAGACUCAAUUACACCACAGAGGAGAAGAACCUGAGCCGACGCAUGAUGAAGUACUGGGCCAACUUUGCACGGACCGGGAAUCCUAACGACGGGCUGCUGGACAGUCGAAAACGCUGGCCUCUGUUUACUGUCAACGAGCAGAAACACGUAACCAUCAACACAGAACCACUAAAAAUCCACAAAGGUUUGCGCAACCAGAUGUGUGCCUUCUGGAAUCGCUUCCUGCCACGCCUUCUGAACAUCACAGGUAACAUCGACGAGGCGGAGCGUCAGUGGAAGAUGGAGUUCCACCGCUGGUCGUCCUACAUGAUGCACUGGAAGAGUCAGUUUGACCACUACAGCAAGCAGGAGCGCUGCACCGAGCUCUGAGAGA
Messenger RNA from Cyprinodon tularosa, 2085 nucleotides. It is a transcript of the gene ache, whose product is annotated as acetylcholinesterase. The transcript is spliced from 9 exons. Gene Ontology annotation, cellular component: plasma membrane. The record is from RefSeq and is a predicted model, not a curated record. Lineage: Eukaryota; Metazoa; Chordata; Actinopteri; Cyprinodontiformes; Cyprinodontidae. Bases 231 to 2081 code for a protein of 616 amino acids. Gene Ontology annotation, biological process: choline metabolic process; acetylcholine catabolic process. Gene Ontology annotation, molecular function: acetylcholinesterase activity.